This is a messenger RNA of Hevea brasiliensis (rubber tree), 2996 nucleotides long. Its product is annotated as DEAD-box ATP-dependent RNA helicase 3, chloroplastic. NCBI's taxonomy places the organism in Eukaryota, Viridiplantae, Streptophyta, Magnoliopsida, Malpighiales, Euphorbiaceae. The transcript is spliced from 10 exons. Gene Ontology annotation, molecular function: RNA helicase activity; RNA binding; zinc ion binding. The coding region runs from base 268 to 2643 and encodes 791 amino acids. The record is from RefSeq and is a predicted model, not a curated record.
UUUCCCGUUAAUUAGAGUAGGGUUUUAUGCCGACAACUGAUUAUAUUUUCCCUUUUGUUUAGGGUUAAUAUUUUCUUUAAACGGCAAAAUUUAUGGGGAGUGGAGAAAACAGGAUAGCAACCGAGGUGGACCUGUGCGAGUCCUUACAUUUUCAAGGGAAGAGCUUUCUCUGACGCACUGCUCUUAUCCUCCCUCUCAGUCUCUUUCUCAUUUCUUCUCCAUACUCACUUCCUCUCUUCCAUCCCAGGCUGACUUUUCCCCAUACUAAUGGCUUCUUCCGCCAUUGGAGUUUCCUCUAUAUUAUGUACUCCCUCUACAGAGCUUUCAACUAGAAGGCACACCACGGCAACCCCCACUUUAUCCUCUUUUUCUUUUCCCCUACCCUUGUAUGAGAAGCCUCACUUCAUUUCUUUGGUAACCAGUGGUGAAGGUGGAGGCGGAGGCGGAGGCGGAGGAGGAGGGAGACCGCUCUUGGUUCUUCAGAGCAGUGCCCACUAUAAACAUCGGCUUUCUUUUGUUCCUUCUGCUAUCGCCACUCCCAAUUCUAUUCUCAGUGAAGAGGCCUUCAAAGGCCUCAGUGGCCGCCUCUCUGAUUUUGAUGGUGAUAAUGAUGUCAGAAGCGGGGUCUAUGAGUCUGAAACUGAGACCGCCGGUGGUGACAGUUUUCCUGAUGAAGAUGAACUUGCCAUUUCUAGGUUGGGUUUGCCCCAGCGACUUGUUGAGUCCCUUGAGAAACGUGGAAUUACUCAUCUUUUCCCCAUUCAGAGGGCUGUUUUAGUUCCGGCACUAGAAGGUCGAGAUCUCAUUGCUCGGGCAAAGACUGGGACAGGGAAGACAUUAGCCUUUGGGAUCCCAAUACUUAAACACCUUACAGAAGAUACGACACAACUAAGUCCACGAAGCCGAACUGGCCGGCUUCCUAGAGUUUUGGUCCUAGCACCAACUCGUGAAUUAGCAAAGCAAGUGGAGAAAGAAAUUAAUGAGUCUGCACCUUACUUGAACACUGUUUGUGUUUAUGGAGGAGUUUCAUAUAUUACGCAACGAAAUGCUCUUUCCCAUGGGGUUGAUGUUGUCGUUGGAACUCCAGGUCGAAUAAUUGAUUUGAUCAACAGCAAUAGCCUUAGAUUGGGAGAAGUUGAGUACUUGGUCCUUGAUGAAGCUGAUCAAAUGCUUUCAUUUGGAUUUGAGGAGGAUGUGGAAGUAAUUUUAGAAAAUCUUCCAUCAAAACGACAGAGUAUGCUUUUCUCUGCUACAAUGCCUACUUGGGUCAAAAAAUUGGCGAGGAAAUAUUUGGACAACCCUCUUCAAAUUGAUUUGGUUGGUGACCAAGAGGAAAAGUUGGCAGAAGGAAUCAAACUAUAUGCCGUAUCUUCUACUGCAACGUCAAAGCGGAGCAUUCUUGGUGAUCUUGUAACAGUUUAUGCAAAGGGUGGGAAGACUAUUAUCUUUACUCAGACUAAACGAGAUGCUGAUGAAGUGUCAAUGGCAUUAACAAAUAGUAUAGCUUCUGAGGCAUUGCAUGGAGAUAUAUCUCAGCACCAGAGAGAGAGAACUUUAAAUGGCUUUCGGCAAGGAAAAUUUACAGUGCUUGUUGCCACAGAUGUUGCUUCUCGUGGGCUUGAUAUUCCAAAUGUUGAUUUGGUUAUCCAUUAUGAACUUCCCAAUGAUCCUGAAACUUUUGUGCAUCGGUCUGGUCGUACUGGACGUGCAGGCAAGGAAGGUACUGCCAUUCUGAUGUUCAGUAGUAGUCAAAGGAGGACAGUUAGAUCUCUUGAGCGUGAUGUGGGGUGCAAGUUUGAAUUUGUUGGUCCACCAUCUACUGAGCAAGUUUUGGAGUCAUCAGCUGAGCAAGUGGUUGCGACUCUAAAUGGAGUUCACGCUGAGUCUGUUGAAUUUUUCACCCCAGCUGCCCAGAAAUUGAUUAAAGAACAAGGCACAAGUGCUCUUGCUGCUGCACUUGCACAUUUGAGUGGAUUUUCCCAGCCUCCUUCAUCUCGAUCUCUCAUUAACCAUGAGCAGGGAUGGAUAACAUUGCAGCUGACACGGGAUCCAAGUUAUUCUAGAGGAUACUUGUCUGUUAGAUCUGUCACUGGUUUUCUUUCUGAUGUUUAUACUGCUGCAGCAGACGAAGUUGGAAAAAUAUAUUUAAUUGCUGAUGAAAAGAUUCAAGGGGCAGUUUUUGAUCUUCCAGAGGAGGUUGCUAAAGAGUUAUUGAAUAAGCAAUUACCACCUGGAAACAAUAUUUCCAAAAUCACAAAGUUGCCUUCAUUACAAGAUGAUGGGCCUCCCAGUGAUUACUAUGGCAGGUUUUCUAGCAGAGAUCAAUCUGCUAGGGGCAGUAGUGCCAGGGGCAGUAGUGCCAGAGGCAGUAGGGGGGGCCAAAGAGGUUUUAGAGCCUCCCGGGGUAGGGGUGCUGGUCGAGAUUUUUCUGAUGAUGAUGAAGAUACAUAUAGGCGUGGACAGCGAGGUGGCCGAAGCUAUUCAAAAAGCAGGAGCUAUUCAAGAAGCAGCAGUGAUGAUUGGCUGAUUAACGGUGGCAGAUCAAGCAGGUCUUCACCUCGAGAUAGCUUUGGAGGUGCUUGUUUUAACUGUGGGCGGCCUGGGCACAGAGCAUCAGAUUGUCCUACCAAGAGAGCCUUUUAGUUCAGAUCCCAUAUAAAUCAGGUUUGUCAUCAAACAGAACAAAUUACAGGUUGCUGCUGGGAGUUCCUGUUCUGCUAUUUUGUUUGCAACCUGUAACUCUCCCAAGGGAGCAGUUGGGGGACCUGAAAUUUUUAUCAUCUCUCUCCAUCUCUCGCCUCUUCCCUCUCCCUCCCAGAAAUAGUUAACAACGGCUGAUUGGAAAGUCAAAUCCAUUUUAAUGGAAUUUUAUUUGGGCGGUGAUACGGUUAAAUAUUUGAUUCUGUUAAGUUGUUACAUAUUCUUUUACUAGAUUAUUCAAACAACGGACCUCUUGUUAUGGAUUCAUUGACGUUCAAUUAGUACUAAUUAUCUAA